Kogia breviceps (pygmy sperm whale) is the source of this 2102-nucleotide messenger RNA. The record is from RefSeq and is a predicted model, not a curated record. Lineage: Eukaryota; Metazoa; Chordata; Mammalia; Artiodactyla; Physeteridae.
AGGCCCCGCCCCCCUCAGGCCCGGGACACGUCUGCGGCGCGCGGAGCGGUCUGGGGCUGUCGAGCCGAGGCUGGAGGCACCUGAGGCUCCUCACAUCCCGAACUGCGGGCUGGGAGGAGGUGAGAUCCACUGUCCGGGCUCUGACCAUCUUCCUGGAUCGCAGAGGCUUCGACCCCCAACGCCAGGACUCUCCCCUUGUAAGCUGUGGGCUCCUUGGAGGCGCAUUGGGGGUGAAGGGGUCUAAUGUAUAUGCAGCCCCUGUGUGCCAAGGACUCUGUCCCCACACACUCCCAGGAGGCGGUGGUACCCCUGAGGGUCCCAGGGCUUAGCAGGUGUCCCUGUCAGGCAGCACAAGCCCCAGGGUCCUGUGACACUGUGCCCAUCGCGUGUGGGUUGGACAGACGGUUACAAGCAAGUGAAUGAAGCCCUCAGAAGCUCAGCUCCAGCACCUCACCAGCUUCUGGUGGCUUUCUCCAACCAGGACUACUUGAGGGCCACUAUCCACGUCAGUCAGGAGCUUGUUCUGCUGCAAAGAACAGGAACCCACUGUCCCAGUCUUGAACAGAUUGAGCCUGACCCUCCUCAAAUCAGGAAGCUCAUGGGUGGGCAGUUGGUGUGGAUUUGGAGACUCAGCACCAUUGGGCUGGUGUGGCAGGAUAUCCAGAUUGCAAAGUGGCUGCUCAGCUCCAGCCAUCACUUCAAGGCAGGAAGAAGGAAGUGGUUGUUCUUCUGUUCAUGAAAGCAAAAGCCUCCUACCCCCUGCUGCACCCCAGCACCUUGCUCACAUCUGGGUGACAUGGGAAAGCAGGGGUCAGAGUAUUAAGCUUGUCUUAGCCCAUGACUGUCACUUUGGGCUGGCACACUGCUGCCUGGAACAAGAUGAGGACUCUGGCCACAGGAGGGAGGGGGUGAACAUUAGAGCCCCGUGGCCCCCGGGAUGCAGCCCCAGGAGAGCAGCAUCCAGUACAGUAGGUGGGAGGGCAGCAGCCGAGAUGGAGUCAGCGUGGCCAGCGGGCCCGGCGCAGAGGAGGCCUCGGGCUGUAAGAGGGUCUCCCGGAAGCUGUGCUCGGGCAAGCUGGGCAUCUCCUUGAAGGUGCUGGGUGGAGUGGCCCUCUUCUGGGUCGUGUUCACCCUGGGCUACAUCACUGGCUACUUCGUGCACAAGUGCAAAUGAACGCUGCCCAGAGCAUGUGCCCAGGGGCAUGGGCUCGGAGGGACACCCCGUGUGCAAGAACCCCUCCGUGUACACGGACCCACCAGUCUACACAGCCUCCCCUAUACACAGACCCUCCUCUCUAUACACAGGCUCCCCUCUGUGUACGCAGCCCCUCACCAUGCACACAGGCACUCUCCCCGCCACCAGUGCACAGACUCCAGGGGCACACGGGGCACACAUAUUGGCCUCAAGCUCACGGGGACACCACUGUGCACAGCUGUCUCAGGCACCCACAGGCGUACAGCCAAACAGGGACACGGGUACACAAGGACACACGCGUGCACGCCUGGCACACACAGCCACCCAGGGGCCCAGGUGGCUGGGAGACUGGGCCCAGCCUGAGCUGGGGCUGCAGGAUACACCCAGGCUAGGCCCUCAGUCCAGGGCCCCGAGAGCUCCCCGUCUCCCCCCAGCCCAGGACACAGGCCUGGCAGCCCCAGGGUGGGGUCCUCCCUGGGUGGGCAUCGUGCGGAGCUGUGUGGCCCUGGGCAGGGCCCUGCCCUCUCUGGCCCUUCUGACUCCCGUUGUGAAAGGAUGGCUCUGAGGGGGUGCAUGUGUGUCCGUCUGUCCAUCCGCCCUCCCCGGGGGCUGAGUCAUUUCCUGGGUAGAGUGGGGAGAGGGGCCUUUGCCCUCGUCCCAGACCCACCACCGCAUCUUCCCUCCAGGAGGGUGGACACGUUCCCCGGGGCUGUCCACCCCACAGAGUGGGCCCUGCACGAGCCCGGCCCCUCCGCCGGCACCCUGUAGGAGGUCCAGACCCUGCACACGGAGGUCGUCAUUAAAAGUCUGUUGAAUGAAAACACGGAUGCCGGUGUCUCCCGUGGGUCUCCCCGGCGAGGCGUGACUCACGGCCCCCGAUAUGGGGCCAGCUGGAGGGCAUCUGGAC